Messenger RNA from Leptopilina heterotoma, 1156 nucleotides. It is a transcript of the gene MED20, whose product is annotated as mediator of RNA polymerase II transcription subunit 20. Gene Ontology annotation, biological process: regulation of transcription by RNA polymerase II. Gene Ontology annotation, molecular function: transcription coactivator activity. The record is from RefSeq and is a predicted model, not a curated record. The coding region runs from base 104 to 724 and encodes 206 amino acids. Gene Ontology annotation, cellular component: mediator complex. The transcript is spliced from 5 exons. NCBI's taxonomy places the organism in Eukaryota, Metazoa, Arthropoda, Insecta, Hymenoptera, Figitidae.
UUGUAGAUUCAUCUCUAUUAUUGUUGUGUCGGACGCGAUUGUUGUGAUUCUAUAUCAACUCCGCUUUGAAAUUGAUAUUUUGAUCUAAAAAAAAAUCUCAAACAUGGGAGUCACUGUGUUGCAACAAUUUCCUAUGACAGAAAAUAGGACAGGACCGCAGACAAUUGAGUUUUUGACGAAACGAAUUGUCGCUUUAGGAGCUGUGCAGUCUGGUCAUUUUUUAGUUGAUUGUGAAACAUUUAUGUCUGUUCCUCAAUUGGGUAAUCAAAGAACUGUGCAUGUUUUGCAUAAUUCAGAACAACCGGCAUCUGUGUUCGCUAUUCUUGAAUCUGGAAGUAAAAUGGUCCCUCUGAUAGCAGAUGGUCUCUUUGAUUUGCUUAUGUUAAAAUUAACUGGCAUCUACACAAGUAAAAAGCAAACAAAAAUUGAAUCCAAAGGACCCAGAUUUGAAGUUGGAGAUUUUUGCGUUAAAUUGGGAAGUGUGACAAUGAGUCAAAACUUCAAGGGAGUAUUGGUCGAGGUUGAAUAUAGACCGUGUCUUGUUCCGGGAAAUGCUUGGGAAUUGAUGCGAGAAUUUCUUCAAGGCUUUCUUGGUUCCACUGUGUCAAAUCAGGCACCGCAAUACUUGCAGAAUCGAAUGAACGAAAUUUAUCAACCAAUGGACACAAUUCAUCAAUAUUUGGAGCAUUUUGGUCAAUACCGCAAAGCAACUGGAGUUAUAUAGUUAUUUAAAAAAGAAAAAAACACAAUUUCGAUUUUUUACAAAUAUUUUUCUUUUUAUAACGACAAUUAAUUAUAUUUUUAUCAACAAUACUUAUUAAGAAUACUUAUAUUAUUUUAAAAACAGGUAUUCAAUUUUUUAAUUUUACUGAAACGACUAUUUGGUUUUUAGAAUUAAAAAGAAAAUAAUUAGUCUAUUACUAAUUCAAAAAAAAGAAUAAUUCGGUAAAAGUAGAUUGUUACCGAUUGAAGAAAAGUGUGAGUAACACAGUUAGCGAUGAACGAUAUUGCAACUUCGACUCUAAGCUUCGAGCAAGUGAUUACAGAGGGAGAAAGUGAUCUGGAGUUGUACUUUUUGAAUUUCAAUUUCAGUGUAUGUAUUUUGUCAAUUUAAUAUAUUUUUUGUAUUGAUCAUUAAAAAACAUUUUUUAAAGUA